UGUGGAGUCGCGAGCUCACCACAAUUUUUCAUUGCCUUUUUAUUAAUCUCAUUAACAAGUGAGGAAUUGCCAACAAACCCAAGAAGAAGAAGAAGAAGAAGAAGAAGAGGCAGAAGAACAUCGAAGAAAUCCAGAAAGAAGAAGAAGGAAACUGUACAGGAAGAAGCAGAAGCAAAAAAGUAGAGAGAGAGCGUGUAGCAUAUGGUUUCAGUAAAUCCAAACCCAACUCCACCGGAAGGUUUCUACUUGGAUCCCAUGGGAAUAUCUCUUCCUGGACUUGGGUCUUUAACAGGAACUACAACUACUCCAACUACUACCACAGCUUCAUCAGAUGAUCCUAACAAGAAGAUUAGAAAGCCUUAUACCAUCACCAAAUCCAGAGAAAGCUGGACUGAGCAAGAGCACGACAAGUUCCUUGAAGCUCUUCAACUCUUUGAUCGUGACUGGAAGAAGAUAGAGGCAUUUGUUGGGUCAAAGACUGUUAUCCAGAUACGGAGUCAUGCACAGAAGUACUUUUUGAAGGUUCAGAAGAAUGGGACAAGUGAGCAUGUACCUCCCCCUCGGCCAAAGCGAAAAGCAGCUCAUCCGUACCCACAGAAAGCCUCUAAAAAUGUUCCAGUGCUCUCACAAGUGACAGGAGCAUUUCAAUCUCCGGCUGCUCUGCUUGAACCAGGAUACAUUCUCAGGCCAGAUUCAUCAUCAAUGCUUGGAAAUCCAAUGACAACUGCAGCUGUGUCUUCAUGGGCUCAUAGUUCUGCACCACCAGUCAGUUUGUCCCAUGUGGCUAAAGAUGAUAUGGGAUCUGCAGGACCAACAGUUGUAAACCAUUGUAGCAGUAGCAGCGAAAGUACUCCAAGGACAUGGCCAACUUGUGAAACAGCUGAUCAAGGGAAUCAAGAGCCACCAGUGAGAGUUAUGCCAGACUUUGCCCAAGUAUAUAGCUUCAUUGGAAGCGUCUUUGACCCGAACACCAGUGGCCACUUGCAGAAACUGAAGGAAAUGGAUCCAAUUGAUGUUGAAACUGUGUUGCUGUUGAUGAGAAACCUCUCCAUAAAUCUGUCAAGCCCUGAUUUUGAAGAUCAUAGAAAAUUGCUCUCAUCAUAUGACGGUGACACUGAGAAGAAGAAAUCUGGUGGUAUAAACAGCACCUCCAAUGCGGAUGGGUCAAAGAUUGCUCCUCCAUUUGGUAAGAAAAAUUUGAAUGAUGUUGACCCUUUUAGAGCACUGUACGACAAUUACAGUCCACCUCCAUCUCAUUUCUGCAUAAGCUUUUGCUGACUGCAAGUUGGCAAAAUAUCAGGAGAGAGGUGGAAGGAUCCCUGAACUCCGUCUUGCAGUUUUUCUGUUGAUAAAAUCAAGAUGCAACGCUUGUAUGUACGUAGGCAGUGAUUGGGCAUCCACGGUUCCAUAGUAGUUUAGGUUUUAGAGUUGAUCUAAGAAUGUCCUGUUAUCAUCUUACUAACGUAUCUUGUAUGAGAGAAAAGCCCUUUGUAAUGCAGAAAUAUCUGAGGUGUAGUUACCUGGAGGUCAUCCUGUACAGAGGUGGUUUCUGUAUCUUUUGAGUUUUUGACUAUAGUUGUAAUAAUAUGUUUGAGAGUUUUGCAGAAGAGAAUAAUGAUGGUUGAGAGACCAGACUCUGGAUGCUUCUUGAAUUGUAACAGUUAGGACUUGACAUUUUUGCCAAGUCAUCAUGGCUAGUUGGUUGUGACUCCUAAACACAUCCCCAAAUUGUCCAUAUUAGUUUCUUUUUUACGGGAUACUAGCUUUUUCUUC
This is a messenger RNA of Macadamia integrifolia, 1773 nucleotides long. Its product is annotated as protein REVEILLE 6-like. Gene Ontology annotation, molecular function: DNA binding. The record is from RefSeq and is a predicted model, not a curated record. Bases 202 to 1278 code for a protein of 358 amino acids. NCBI's taxonomy places the organism in Eukaryota, Viridiplantae, Streptophyta, Magnoliopsida, Proteales, Proteaceae. The transcript is spliced from 8 exons.